AUGGAAAGAGAAUCAAUGAAAGGUUACCUGUUCAACUGUGACAAUACAUGCGAGCUAAAAGAAGUCGAAGCACUUCUCUUUGAAAUGGAAGAGAAGCACAACCUGAAGAUCGAUGUUGAAAAGCUAUAUUUUGGAUUGAAAAGCAUGUCUGAAAUUUGCGACAGUAAGAUUCCUCACUUAAAAAUUGAUUUUGCCGUUUUCGCUGUCCAUGCAGAUGAAUCUCGGCUUUCGAUCAACGAAGAAAACGCUGGAAUUGGUUACGCCAAGUUGUAUAAAGCAUUGUCAAGAGCCACGGGUGAGUAUUUCAAGGGCGGAAGCGUUUGAAAAGUCGUACUUUCGUAAAUAAAGCCGUUCCGGUGUUACACAACAAGCAUAAAAGGGUCUGAAGUACCACUUUGUUAUGAAACAUCGAUGACAGCUUUUACCAGUCGGGUUUACCGUAUUGUUUUAUCAUUAUUCAGUUACUUUCACUUUCGAUAAUGGCUCCAACAGAGUCCCGCCGCUUAGACUAACAAGUCGGGCCAUGCUUAGUUUGCUACAAAGUAUGAGUUUGAAUCUUGUAUUUAAGGGUUAUUCUGGUGAACUGAGGAAAUAAAGUAUUAAGAGUAUCGACAAAAUUAGGAAUUACACAACCGAUGAAAGCAUUAUUUUUUAAUUUUAAGUGCAAAAUCAAAUGGAGGGUACCCUUGGCAAUUUCAACAGAGGUAUUUUCAAGCCCAAAGCUACAAAAGUCAUGACACUCACAUUGAUAUAUAUUGUUUUCCUUUUCAUCAUUAUGAUCACUGUCACCGUCUCUCUUACUUUUACUGUCACUGUCACUUUCAUUGUCACCGUUAAUGUCACUAUAAUUUACUGUUACUUUCGCUGUUAGUGCCACUGUUUUUGUCACUGCCACUGACUCUGUCGCAAAAAUUUUCACUGUCGCUGUUACUGUUUUUUUCUUUGCACUCGCCCUGUCACUGUCUCAGCCACUGUCACUCGCAUCGUCACUGUUGUCGUCUCGGUCACAGACUGUCACUGUUGUUGUUAUUGUCGCCAACACUGUCGUCAUUAAUGUUACUGUCUCAGUCACCUUCCCUGCCAUUUUCACCGUCAUUGUCUCUGUCACAAUCUCUCUCAAUUUCAUUUUCACUGUCACAAUUUCUGUCACUGUUAUUCUCUCUGUUACAGUAUCUACCACUUUUAUUGUCUCCAGCACAGUCUCUGUCACUGUCACUGUUAUUGUACUUGUACCUGUCCCCGUGCCUGUCACUUUCGACUGCCUUUACCCAUGCUGUUACUAUUGUCAUUGUCAUCAUUAUGAUCGUCGUCAAUAUCAUUGAUCAUCAUAGUAUUUUUUAUGACACCAUUGCUAUUAAUAUUAUUACUACUAUUAUUAUUAUUUAGUUAUAAUGGUUGUUUGAUUAUACAGGUGACAAAGUGUUGAUAGUCAUCGCUGGAGACAAGGAUUACAAAGAUAAAACUGAACAGGAACAGUUUGUGAUCUCACGCUGGGCACGGAGAAAAGUGGCCUCGCAGUUUGAUGACGAGUACCUUGAUGGAAGGAAAAGUUUUAUUUUGUCUUGGAACUCAAAGCACCGAACGAUCCACGAGGAGGCACUUCUGCACUUCUUUGAUCCAAACAAGGAAGGACAGAAGUUUCAAUAUCAACCAAAACCAAAGCCCCUCCCUGAGUUCCAGGUCACCUCGUCAGUAACCACCCCAGGAGAGGGUGAUAAGGUAGGGUGGUGCCAAAUACCUUUCUUUUUAUCGCUUUUCGGAUGGCUGAGUGAAGUAUGUUCCUCUCCUUCCCCUUCCCUUUGUUCACAAGUUAUCAUCACUUGCAAGAAAUAAGGAGAGUAUUUCUUUACGGGUUUACUCCCUAAACAGGUUAUAGAAGAAGGUGCCUCUGAUCAGCUUAUGGAUAAUGAUGUACCGAAUCUUGAACAUGAAAAAUCAACCCAGGACGAGAGGUCAGAAGAAUAUGGAGGUAACUAAUCAUUUUAUUGUUUACAAACUUAAAUUAAAAUGAUUAUUUUUGAAUAGGCUAAAUUGUAGCAACAUGCAAGAUCUGCCGUUAAUGAUUCUUGUUUUUUUAUUAUAAACAAAUAUAUUGCCUAACAAAUAUAAUUAUCACUAUCUUUCUGCGAGAAAAAGGGCAAGUCGGGUCAAUGUGCUUCACAAUUCAACAAAAUAAAACUCACUGGUUUCUUUGUUUAGUUGAAUUCGAGUAAUCCCUUUUACUUUUCUCUUUCUCGAGAUACUAUUUAACGUUCGUUGAAAACCAAUAUAUAAAUGAAUUGGUCAGCUCAAACACUGUGACAUGGAUAAUAAAAAGUUGUCUGUUUUGACUUGGAUGAACUACUGGCGAAUCUUUAAAGUAUUUGAUUACGAUUGAACCACCAUUAACAGGCGGCAGUGACUGCAAUCAUUUUUAUAAUUAGCUAGUAUGUUAAUAUCUGGCACUCUCCUUAGGCGCUGACAGAACACCUGCUCUAGUAAACCACCCAAAAGGAACAGUGUUGCUUGAAACGCACCUAAGAUACGGAAAAAUCUCUUCUGAGAAUAAAGACGUUGUGGAAUGGCAACAAGGGUGGCAGCCAUCUGAAAUAGUCAUGCAGGACCUGGAAGAAAGAUGGAAGCUGGUCCCGGAUGCUGAAGUGCUGUUCACCGCCGAUGGUGACGGCCUAGCCAACUGUGCCGUAAAAAUGAAUCCUUGGCAAAACUUUAAGUAUCAUAUGCGGAGCGCACAAAUGCACGCACAUGCGCACAUGCGCAUAUGCGCGUGCAUAUGCACAUGCACAUGCAUAUGCAUAAUAAUAAUAAUGAUAAUAAUAAUACACUUUACAAGAGGGUAGCACGGAAUAGUUACAAAAACUAGUUGCAUGCAAAUCCGCGGUGGGGAUGUUUGCAAUCGCCUCAGGUUUUACUAUGGAUUUGAGCUAAAUUUUAGGUGAAGUAUUCCCAUGUAUACUUGAUUAUCAUACAAUGAAUGUAGUCGAAUUACACUAGCUUGGUGUUCGAAAAAGUUAAUAAUCAGCUCCGUAGAAAUGAAAACAUUUUGAAAAUGAGCGCGCAGUCCAACAUAUGGACUGCGAUAUAAUGUUCUGAGUUGUCGAACUUACCUAUUCUUUAGAAGCUGCCGCAUUGAUGGUAGUGAAAUAUUCUCAG
Messenger RNA from Pocillopora meandrina, 3150 nucleotides. NCBI's taxonomy places the organism in Eukaryota, Metazoa, Cnidaria, Anthozoa, Scleractinia, Pocilloporidae. The record is from the annotation of a GenBank genome assembly.